This is a messenger RNA of Brassica napus (rape), 2369 nucleotides long. RefSeq names its product mitogen-activated protein kinase kinase kinase 1. Gene Ontology annotation, molecular function: protein kinase activity; ATP binding. The coding region runs from base 244 to 1902 and encodes 552 amino acids. Gene Ontology annotation, biological process: protein phosphorylation. NCBI's taxonomy places the organism in Eukaryota, Viridiplantae, Streptophyta, Magnoliopsida, Brassicales, Brassicaceae. The record is from RefSeq and is a predicted model, not a curated record. The transcript has 8 exons.
AAAAAAAAAAAAAAGAUGAGGAAUCAAAAACACAGAGAAAUGAGACCAAUUAUUUAACGAAAAACCGUGUUUUCGUUUACUUUUCCUUUUAUUUUUCUUCUUCGGCCGCCAGGGUUUGCACAAUCUUCGGUCCUCACUCCCGCACUUGUAGAUUUUCUCGGAAAAUUACCAUUUGAAAGCAAUCAAUCAAUCAAUAAAGGUGCGGUACUCACAGAAAAAACUUGUGUAUGGAUUUAGCUAUUUAUGGAUAGAUUGAUAGCUCGUAUGAAGAAAGUUUCGGGUAGGAGAGGAGGGGAGCGGAAGUUAGAGCGUAUUGGCGCCUUGAAGAACGUCAAGUAUGACGCCGCUUCUUCUUCCAGCUCCUCAGCUGACGAUCUAUCCGUCUCCACUUCUUCCCUGAUGACGCGCUCUCUUGAGGUGGAUCGAACCAGUUUCCGCAUCGGAGGAGGAGGAGGCGAUGGAGAGUUGGAUCGGAUCUUUAAGUCCAUUGGCGUGUCUGGCCCUGACGAUUUGGCUAUUUCUUUCGACGCCUGGGAAGCUUCCAUGAUGCGUUCCUCUUCGGAGGUUAUCAACAGGUCUAACUCUUUCGACCACGAUUGGAGUCGAUCUGGUCCGAGUGGUGAUGCUAAUUCCGAGGUUGGGAGUUUGGCUGAUAGGGUUGUGGUUGAUGGUGGCGGUACGAAGCGUGGUCUCCAGCGGGUAAUGUCGAGAGGUUAUCUCGUUCCUAGUUCCAGUGAUGUCGUGCCUGUUGUUGGUGUUAGUGGUGGUAUAAAAGGAGUAAGACCAUCUGUGCUUAAGCCUCCUCCCGCGAAACGGCCUCCUAUUGAUCACCAAGGAUCAUCUUGGGACUUCCUUAUGCAUUUGGGGCCGGAACAUGAAAUUGUUAAGCGGCCAAGUUCGUCUUCGUCUUCUUCUUCUUCUUCUUCUUCCGACAAGGCAGAUCAAGUGGAAAAGCAGGAGAGGCUUCUCGCGGUUACAGCUGAUGAGUCAUGCUCAUUCACUACAAACGAGGGUGGUGACUCCUCCAGCACAGUAUCCAACACCUCGCCGGUUUAUUCUUCUGGAAAUAUCAUCACUUCUUGGCUGAAGGGUGACCUUCUGGGACGAGGAUCAUUUGGCUCCGUGUAUGAAGGCAUUUCUGGUGAUGGGGACUUCUUUGCUGUCAAGGAAGUUUCACUUAUUGAUCAGGGAAGUCAGGCACAAGAGUGCAUUCAACAACUAGAAAGGGAGAUUGCAUUACUUAGUCAGCUUCAGCAUCAGAAUAUAGUGAGAUAUCGUGGCACGGCCAAGGAUGGGUCGAAUUUGUACAUCUUUCUUGAGCUUGUCUCCCAAGGCUCUCUUCUCAAACUUUACCAAAAAUACCCGCUUCGGGACUCUGUAGUGUCCACCUACACCAGACAGAUCCUUGACGGCUUGAAAUAUCUCCACGGAGAAGGUUUCAUCCACCGGGACAUCAAAUGUGCAAAUAUAUUGGUUGACGCAAGUGGAGCUGUUAAGCUUGCAGACUUUGGAUUGGCAAAGGUUUCAAAACUAAACGACAUUAAGUCCAGCAAGGGGACUCCAUUCUGGAUGGCUCCAGAGGUUAUUAACCUCAAGCGUACUGACGGGUAUGGAAGUUCAGCUGAUAUAUGGAGCCUUGGGUGCACUGUGCUGGAAUUGCUGACUCGGAAGAUCCCCUACUGCGAUCUUGAAAACCCCUAUCAAGCCCUGUUUAGAAUCGGAAAGGGUGAGCUUCCAGACAUACCUGAUACAUUAUCACUAGACGCCCGAGAUUUUAUAAUUAAGUGUCUCCGAGUGAACCCAGAGGAGCGGCCAACUGCGGCUGAGCUACUGAACCACCCAUUUGUAAAACGGCCCUUAUCAUUCUCAGGCUCGGGAAUCAAGAUCUUCACUUCUCCAUAGACGAGGCUAACUUAGUAGAAUGUCUACACUGGUGAAACUCUUGGUUUCUUUUGCACGAGAAUAUUUGAGUCAGGAGUUGUAGAUUCUAACGUUGAUGUCCUAAUGUAUGUAAGCAGGCGUUAGCAGAAGAUUUGUGAGAGAUGGAUAAGACGCUGUAGAAACUAAAAAAUUGGGGAAACUUGAGCAUGAUUCUUCUUCAACACAAGUCUGCGGUUCAGUUGGGCAGCAAGAGCUAAACUGCUUGGAAACAUAUUCUGGCUCAUUCAUUGGUUAUUUGUUGUGUAAGUUGUGUUGGGCUUGAUUCUAAAACUGAAGAGCCAUAUUCUUCUAGGAAAAGGAUAAAUUAGAGUGUAACUUUGGGGUUUUGAGUGUAUAGGUUUUGUUAAGUUAGUGUAUGUAUCCCAUAUGUAAUGUGAUGUAAUGUAAUGUAUAAUCUGGGUUUGCUAGUUCUUUCUUGUGUUUGUAUC